CAGGGAAAGGGUUGUAAUGCUUUAUCGAGGGGAGAGGUUCAGCGUGCUGAGACCAUAGUCUUAAUUCAGAAAAAAUGGAGUUGUGCUGAGCACGGGACUUUUGCUAACUGCAUCCAGUAAACAACAAGAACGACCAUUUGCAGUUAGAGACUCAUUUAUUUGAUGCCUGGGUUGAUGCUAUGGUCUGCACUGAAUCGUCUAGCACCCUGUCCUGCCCACUGCUGAUCGAACCGUUUUUGUCGAUACUCGACAAAAACCGCAAAAAGAGACCACUCCCGCCGGGGUCUUGCCAAGCAAUCAACUCCUGCUCCUAGUCAACCGCAACCGUUACCACCUGCUCCUGUCUUCUGUGAAACGCAUGCACUGAGGAAACCACUACUGCCUACACCUACAAUGUCCGAAAUUUCCCACGGCAAUACCACCCUUGCACUCCCAACCCCUCCUGCGAGUCCUCUGAGUCUCGAGGAUUGUUCUGAUCUCAGUGGCUUGCUGGAAUAUGCUGCAAACAACUCCCAAGACUACCAAGCUUUUGAUGCGGAUGAAAUCAAGCAGCAAAUCAGGCUCUCAGACCUAAGCUUGAUCGACAUUCCCAAAAUGAUACCAAGAGACUUCCCGCUGCUUCUUCUUGGUCACGUACUUCACUUGGUUACCGAACACAAGUACUGGAUGAAGGAUUGACGGGAGAGACGUCGAUCCCAUAAACUCCGUAGAUGGGUAAGUGCAGACCCCCACCUACUCUGCGGCUGAUCUCACAAUUGAGGACACAGUAAGGGCAACUAUCAAGUAUGCGAAAAUACCCCGAUAAGGCGUUUGGAACCAGGAUUUUUUACGCU
This is a messenger RNA of Saitoella complicata NRRL Y-17804, 833 nucleotides long. RefSeq lists its product as uncharacterized. The transcript has a single exon. The record is from RefSeq and is a predicted model, not a curated record. Bases 394 to 678 code for a protein of 94 amino acids. NCBI's taxonomy places the organism in Eukaryota, Fungi, Ascomycota, Saitoellomycetes, Saitoellales, Saitoellaceae.